CUCAAAAGCCCAAACAUGUGAUAAAAAGAUCAUCCUGAAGUUCAUAUUAAGAAAAUAGGAAAAUUGUUGGAAAAAUAAGUUAAUCUUAAUUAAUUUAUUGUUGUAGAUGGAACUCUUUGUGUAUGGAGGCGUUGCAAGUGUAAUUGCUGAAUUUUCAACAUUUCCUUUAGACACAACAAAGACUCGAUUACAAGUUCAGGAGAAAAAUAUCAAAUAUAAGAACUUUUUCGAUUGUGGAACAAAAAUUUACCGACAUGAAGGAGUCAAGGCAUUGUAUUCAGGAAUUAUGCCUGCAAUUUUACGUCAAUCAGUUUAUGGAACUUUAAAAUUUGGAACGUAUUACACGCUGAAACAGUUCAUAAUCUCAAAUGUUUAUAAUGACGAGAAAAUUGGAAGUGAAAAUAUGCUUAUCAAUAUAAGUUGUGCUGCUUUGUCAGGAGCAAUAUCAUCUGCCCUGGCGAAUCCAACAGAUGUACUUAAAGUAAGGAUGCAAAUUCACGGAAAAGGAACUGAAAAUAUUCCAUUGCAUAGAUGUUUUUAUGAAGUAUACUAUACGGAAGGCAUUCGUGGAUUAUAUAGAGGAGUGAGUCAAACAAGUCAGAGGGCAGCAACAAUUGCUGCAGUUGAACUUCCUGUUUAUGAUUUGUCAAAGCAUUUGCUAUUAGAUCGUAUUGGUGAUCAGCCUGCGAAUCAUUUCAUCUCGGCUUUUAUUGCAUCAUUACUUGCAGCUAUCACGUCGAAUCCAAUUGAUGUUGUAAGAACUAGAUUGAUGAAUCAGCGGAAAAUUUUUAGAUCUUAUGGACAAACAUCUUUAACGCAUUCAACUGCAUAUUUUUCGAAUUCAUUCGAGUGCUUCAGUAGCAUUUUGAGAAAUGAAGGAAUUAUGGCACUUUAUAAAGGUUUUAUUCCAGCUUUCUUAAGAAUGGGUCCGUGGAAUUGGUGCUUUUUCUUAGUCUAUGAGAAAUUAAAGACAUUGUGAUCUCAUAAAUAGAAUUGAUAAUUUAUUGUCCAUUUAUCAUUUGAAAUUUUAGUAGUAUUUUAACAAUUUGUGACAUGUUGUCCUUAAAGCAAGUAUGGUACGCAUUAAAAUUUAUAACUUUUGCACAUUGUUACAUUGAAUCAUCAAUCAUAUUGUAAGGAAUCAGUCAUUCAUCUACAAAUAGAUCCAAAUAGUAGAAAUUAAACUAUUUAUGUUGUUAAUUAAUUUAUGAAAUAAAUCCAGUGAAAUCUUUACAUGCUCGGUCUUCAUUCAUUAAUUUAUUUUUAGAUUUAAAGUUUAACGGUCGCGAGAAAUUUGAACAGAACUUUUGGCACACAAAAUAAAAUGUUCUCUCUGGGGCCGUUCACUUAUGACGUACAGGGAGGGGGGGGGGGGUCAGCAAGAAAAGAACAAUAGAAAUUCCUGGA
Messenger RNA from Chironomus riparius, 1407 nucleotides. Lineage: Eukaryota; Metazoa; Arthropoda; Insecta; Diptera; Chironomidae. The record is from the annotation of a GenBank genome assembly.